Alternaria infectoria is the source of this 588-nucleotide messenger RNA. RefSeq lists its product as uncharacterized. Bases 1 to 588 code for a protein of 195 amino acids. The transcript is spliced from 2 exons. Lineage: Eukaryota; Fungi; Ascomycota; Dothideomycetes; Pleosporales; Pleosporaceae. The record is from RefSeq and is a predicted model, not a curated record. Gene Ontology annotation, cellular component: NuA4 histone acetyltransferase complex.
AUGGCCGAAAACGCGGCGCCAGGAAGCGCAAACAACACGGGCGCAGACAGCUCGCGCGGAAUGCCCUACUACGAGAGACUGCGACGCGACUUGCGCGAAUCGCUCAACAAGAAGCGCAUCAUCGACAACAGUCUGGUCAGUACAGCCAAUGACGCGUUUGUGAACUUGCGUGUUGACUUUCCAUGGCAGCUACAACUAGAGGACAACAUCCUCCGAGUCGAGACGCAAUACCUCGAAGAGACGAGCGCCGGAAACAUCAUCAAGGGCUUCGACAACUACAUCAAGGGCGCGGCGACUACCACAACAGCAGGAGGAGCAGGCACCGCGACCAGACGGAAAGCACCCAUCAGUGAUGCAGACCGGAUAUUCAGUCGGAGCUCUACAAGCUUCCUGAGGGAAUCUUCCACACCGGGCUCCGCGACGCCAUCGCACGCUCCUACUCCAACUUCGUCCUUUCCUACGCGCGAAUCGAGUCAACCUACAAACGGGGCGAGGCCAGGAGGAAGCAAGAAGAAGAAGGCAGCCGACGACGACGACGAUGACGGCAACAAGACGAAGCGACAGAAAAUUUCCUACGGACGCGAGUGA